Messenger RNA from Tarenaya hassleriana, 1943 nucleotides. RefSeq names its product probable plastidic glucose transporter 2. Gene Ontology annotation, biological process: monosaccharide transmembrane transport. Bases 389 to 1870 code for a protein of 493 amino acids. Gene Ontology annotation, molecular function: hexose transmembrane transporter activity. The record is from RefSeq and is a predicted model, not a curated record. The transcript has 14 exons. Gene Ontology annotation, cellular component: membrane. NCBI's taxonomy places the organism in Eukaryota, Viridiplantae, Streptophyta, Magnoliopsida, Brassicales, Cleomaceae.
UCUCUGCUACACACCCGACACGUGUAAAUCUAAGAACCGUUUAUUCUUACGCCAUUGAUUUGGUACAAGAUUUAGCAGAGAGCGCUCUUUCUCUUUGUCCCCAUCUCCCUUUUUUGAAACCAUUGCACUCUGCGCACGUUAGCCUUCCACGGGGCGUCACCGCCACUUUUUCUAUCUUGUGCUUGAAGCUUCGAGAAGAGACAAAUACCAGAAACCCUCUUUUUUUCCCCUGAUCUCAGAUUCCGUUUUAGAUUAUUUUUUUUUUGUGUGUGCGUGUGUAUCUCUCUCGCUAAAUCUCUGCAUUUCGGAGGUGGCGAAGGGCCCUGAAGCUUCUGUUUCUUUCUUGUUCCAAGCUUAAUCCAGGAACUGGAGAGUUCUUGAUUGGAGUAUGUGGGGCUUGCAACGUGAAGCAUCCUCCAUGUACAAGAGAUCGUCACCAAGAGAGAAUACACCAAUGCUUGAUGUAGAAGAAAACUCAGCUCUUUUGCAGAAUAGCUUGAAUAUGGAAGCAGAAACUACAAGUCCCCCUUGGAAAUAUUCCUUCCCCCAUGUCAUUGUAGCCACGAUUUCGUCUUUCUUGUUCGGCUAUCACUUAGGGGUAGUCAACGAACCACUUGAAAGCAUUUCAUCGGAUCUUGGGUUUAGUGGUGAUACACUUGCUGAAGGUCUGGUGGUUAGUGUAUGUCUCGGUGGCGCAUUUAUUGGAUCUUUAUUCAGCGGAUGGGUUGCUGAUGGAGUUGGUCGACGUAGGGCCUUUCAGCUUUGUGCUUUGCCCAUCAUUUUAGGUGCCGUGAUAAGUGGAGCUAGUAAAACUCUUGCAUUCAUGCUUCUGGGACGGUUCUUGGUUGGGAUUGGUAUGGGUAUUGGGCCACCUGUGGCAGCACUCUAUGUGACAGAGGUCUCACCGGCUUCUGUAAGGGGAACAUACGGAAGCUUCAUACAGAUUGCAACAUGUCUGGGGUUGAUGGGUUCCCUCUUUAUCGGAAUUCCUGUACAUGAAAUCACUGGCUGGUGGCGGGUCUGUUUCUGGGUAUCGACAAUACCUGCUGUGGCACUCGCACUCGGGAUGUUCCUGUGUGCUGAGUCUCCACAUUGGUUGUUCAAGCAAGGGAAGACAGCUGAAGCUGAAGCAGAAUUCGAGCGAUUGUUUGGAGGGUUACAUGUUAAAACAGCAAUGGCCGAAUUACACCAACUAGAACUAGACAAUGGAGACGAGCCUGAUGUUGUCAGUCUCUCGGAAUUGCUAUAUGGUCGGCAUUCGAAGGUUGUUUUUAUUGGAUCAACCCUAUUUGCUUUGCAACAGCUAUCUGGUAUAAAUGCCGUCUUUUAUUUCUCUUCUGCUGUAUUUAAAAGUGCCGGAGUACCGUCGGGCCUUGCCAACAUCUUCGUAGGAAUAGCAAAUCUUUUAGGAUCUGUUAUUGCAAUGGUGUUAAUGGACAAACUGGGAAGAAAGAUUCUUCUUCUUUGGAGCUUUCUCGGCAUGGCGGUAUCGAUGGCACUUCAAGUCGGCGCGACAAGUUCAUACUUACCACAUUUUGGAGGGUUGUGUUUAUCGGUCGGCGGCACACUUAUGUUUGUGCUUACAUUCGCCACGGGAGCUGGUCCAGUGCCUGGUCUGCUCCUUCCUGAGAUCUUCCCGAGUCGAAUUAGGGCUAAAGCCAUGGCAAUCUGCAUGUCUGUCCACUGGGUGAUAAACUUCUUCGUGGGUUUACUGUUCCUGAGGCUGCUCGACCAGCUCGGUCCGAGGCUUCUGUACUCGAUGUUCUGCACGUUCUGCCUGAUGGCCGUGGUGUUUGUGAAGAAGAACGUUAUCGAAACCAAAGGAAAAUCCCUUCAGGAGAUUGAGAUUUCUCUGCUCGCAAAACCCUAAUGUAUCUCCCCAAGUUUUUUUUUACUUGGAACUGUGUUUAAUGUACUAAAUAAUGAGGUUUUAUUAUAUACUA